AUGGCUAUGGCACUGAGAUGAAGUACAUGAACAAGGAUAGAGAGAGCAAAAGUUCUUCUAUAUGUGGAACAGGUACACGUAAGUCCACUAGAUGUCUUCAGAAUACGGUUAGUAAGCCAUAUUUACGGAGGAAAGCAACUGAGAAACGUAAUCAUACUAUUGUAGACAAGGGUCAAGUAGGAUCUAAUAUUGCCACUGGUGUUAAAUCUUUCACUGAUCUCCUCAAAAAUGCAGUGCUUCCAGCAAAGAGAAAAGUGCCUAAAGUGAAAGCCCUAGAUCUCGCUAAGGAAACAAAAAAACAGGAAGAGGAAAAGAAGAAACAGCGUGAGAUGAUGAAAGAAAAAUUGGAGCGCGAGCGAGAACGGCAGAAGGAAGAAAAAGCUAGGGAAGAGGAAUUGAAUCAGAGGAAAAAAGAAGAAAAAGAGCGCCAGCGAGAAAGACUGAAGGAAGAAAAAGCUAGGCAACAGGAAUUGAUUCAGAAACGAAAAGAAGUGGAGGCACAGAGAAAAGAAGCUGAAAUGCAGGAGAGGAAAAGGCUUAGAGAAGAUGAAAAGAAGGAGAAGGACAGAAAAAUGAUGCGCAAGGAGCCACAGAAGAAAUUACCUGCCGGGAAAGAAGAGAAAGAACUGAAAUACAGAGCCGCCGAUGAAAAAGCAUCAACGAGAAAAGGGUUUCAAGAUGAGGAUAUGAAGGAUCUGAACCCAGAAAAGGUGAAGGCAAGAGAGGAGUGUGCAAUAGGGAGGCAGACUCAAGCAAAGGAACCCAGUGGUGUUCAUGAACAUUCCGUGGCUUUGAAAGAGUCUCACAGUAAUGAGAAUGCGGUUAAUUGUUUCGGUCAAGUAAAUGAAGUUGGUUCAUUGGCUACUGGUGGAACUCUGGAGCAGUCAUAUGACAUAUCUCCAUACCAGGGCUCGGAUGGAGAAGAGGACGAUGAUGUUCCUACUAGGAAGGUUGUUCCUUCUUGGUCCAGGCAGUGUUGUCUGGCUCCACUCUCUUGCUCCCAACAACCAAAAAAUAUUUUCAAGCUAUCAAGCUUUUGCGAUAUAAAUCAAGUUCUUAAAUCUCGGAAGAGCUCAAAGUAAUUACUGGCUUGGGAACUUUGGCUUCCUGCAUGUUGGGUUCCCUAAAUGACAUUCCACUGGAUAGUUUCUUGUAUAAAUAGAGGUAAAAAGUCUCCCGAAAUGAGCCCUUACGGCGCAAAGGAGUGAGACGACGCAGCUGGGUUUUUAUGGUCGAAAUUUAUACGAAUUGGAUCAUGGGUUUGUGGUUGAAGAACAACUGGGUCGUUUUUCAAAAUUGCAACUGGUGGUUUUGCAGCUGGGUUUUUGGUGGCUUUAUUGUACAUGAGUUGGCAGAGGCGGCAAGAGCUCAGCUGGAGAAGAAGGACCGGUUGAUCUUUCUUGUUGAACAGGCGGAGGAGGUAUGUUCUUGUUUUGUUUGGUUUUUGUUCUCUGAAUUAACAACUUUGAAUUUGACUAUACUGUUUGUGAGAUGCCAAAGACAAUGGAUAGGUUUUAGAUGCUAAACUUAAAAUUAAGUUAGUCUUCAAAAUUGAGACCCAAUACAAGUUUGUCAAAAGUGACUAAAGUUAGCUUCUAAUCUUAGCAGUUAAGUGUAGUAUGAAUGGAGUUUAGAAGCAUAGGUUGUUUACUCAGAUGGCGUAGCUGCCUUGUAAGUAAUUCGGGUACUAGGCUAUGAAUGCAAAAAAUCUGUAUUGUUUAGACAAUGGGUAAAAACAAUGGGCAGGUUUUAAAUACUAAAAUUAAGUUAAUUUUGGAAAUUAAGACCUAAUACAAGUUUGCCAAGUGACUAAAGUCAAUUUGCUGUAGCAGUUAAGUGUCAUAGUAUGGAUGGAGUUUGGAAGGGUAAGUUGUUCGUUACUUAGACCUUCUCGGAUGGCAUAGCCGCAUAAUUUAGGUAUCAUGCUAUGAAUUUGAGCUGGUUUAUUGCUUGGUUUGCUAUUUCGGAAUCAAUGGAAAAAUCUGUACUGUUUAGACUUGAGUUUGGUGAGAAUACUUGUUAUUAAGAAAUCUUGUCAUAUCCAAGGAUGUGUACAUCUGUUCAUUGUUAGAUUCAGAGACCCAUAUUAUGCUUGGGGUAUGGAGUUCAUUGUAGACAUCUCUUCAACUUAGGUGAAAAUGUGAACAGGAGGUAUUACCGAAGAUGAGAUUCAUGUUUAUGAAACUCAAGCUAGAUGGUUUUAGAUUUGAUGGAAUUGCUACUUAGUAGACUCAGAUUGAUUUCAGUAGAUUAUAUUACUUCGUGACACUGCAAUAUCUUUCGGAAUUGUGUAUUUUGUGUUUGAAAGACAUCUGCUUAUGAAUUAGCAUCAUCUCUAUUAUGGUAACUGAGCAAAUUAGCGUUUUACUGGUAAGUUGUUGAAGGAAGGUUUGAGACCAAGGGAUAGAGGACCAUUAGCGACAGAAACUAACUUAAUAGGGUUGAAUGUUACCAACAACCACACAACACUUUUUCGAAUGAUUUUACUCAUGAAUGGUUACCAAUGAUUUCACUCAUGAAUUUGCUCUAAGAAUUUUACCUCUUUGACAGUGCUUUAAAAUGUGGAUGGACUUAAAGGAUUAACAGAAAUGAGUACCAAGAGUUAAACUUACAAAAGCAUUUUAGAAUCCUUAUUUAGUGAAUUUGCAGAUAACUUACUUGGAGCUACUUACCUUCCUGAUCAUGUACAGAAAAUAACCACUAUGGUAAAGUCAUUUGCAAGAUGCCCAAUCAUAGUCCUGUCAAGUUUCCAAGAUUGGGUCAGAAGACUGUCCUUUUGUAUGUUUUGCACUCAAAUGGUGACCUUAGAAUGGUUAAGAACAUGGUACAUGAUCAGGCACUACAUGAAAUGGUAAUGAUGGAUUCCCAUUUGUUGCUUCUAGUUAACUAACUGUAUGCUGCACUAACCGUGGUUCCACCAUUGGCUAUGUUUUCCAAGUCUCAAUUAGUGGCUUCAUGUGUAUUUUUGCACCAUUUGACCUAUUUCCGGUUCUCUUAUUCUAAAAUUCUUAUACUGCAAAAUUUACUUUUACCUAAUUUUGUGCCCAAUCAUACGUCCUGUCAAGUUUCCAACAUUGGGUCAGAAGACCGUCCUCUUGUAUGUUUUGCACUCAAAUGGACCUUAGAAUGGUUGAGAACAUGGUACAUGAUCAGGCACUACAUGAAAUGGUAAUGAUGGAUUUCCAUUUGUUGCUUCUAGUUAACUAACUGUAUGCUGCACUAACUUUGGUUCCACCAUUGCCUAUGUUUUUCAAGUCUUAAUAGUGGUGGCUUCAUGUGUUAUAAUAUUCUUCUCUGUGCCUUUAGAAAAGGCGCGUCGCGGUUAAUCAAACAUAUGAACGAAUCAAACAAUCAAUUUGUAUUUCACCCAAAUUAACCCAAAUAUCCAAAACCCCAAAAACCCUAAAUUCAUAUUCAAAAUUUUCAAAUUAAUUCAAACAUCGUCCUACUGCUCCUUCAAUCCAUAAUCAAGGUUCUACAUUCAAUAGGAUCAAAUUCUAACGUUUUUAACAAAAAUCAAAAACACAAAUUAAACUAAAUCAAUAAAAAUUUAGAUUUCAUACCUAGCCUUGAUUUGUGGAUAAAAAACACCCAAA
Messenger RNA from Papaver somniferum (opium poppy), 3596 nucleotides. RefSeq names its product histone-lysine N-methyltransferase, H3 lysine-79 specific-like. The transcript is spliced from 7 exons. The record is from RefSeq and is a predicted model, not a curated record. The coding region runs from base 18 to 1082 and encodes 354 amino acids. NCBI's taxonomy places the organism in Eukaryota, Viridiplantae, Streptophyta, Magnoliopsida, Ranunculales, Papaveraceae.